Molecule: messenger RNA, 1221 nt
Organism: Suillus bovinus
Lineage: Eukaryota; Fungi; Basidiomycota; Agaricomycetes; Boletales; Suillaceae
Exons: 8
Coding region: 1-1221 (406 amino acids)
Source: RefSeq, a predicted model, not a curated record
AUGUCACAGACCAACUGUACAGAGGUUGUAAGAGAGGCCAUCCAGGCUAACAAGGACCACCAACACGCCUUGAAAGUAUACACCGAAAGACUUGAGGCAGAGCUUCAAACCGUUGACAAACUCCUGGAAACUGCUGAUGCUAAUCCGGAUGGUGAGCCGGACAUCGACGUCGGAGGCUCCGUCGUCAUUCCAGGCUCCGUUAAAGCAUCUGGACUUUUGGCUCCAAGUGAAUUGCUUUCAGAAGACUCUCCAUUUUACGAAGAGGCUGCGCGACGCAGUCGAUAUCUAAGCCUGACAGAAGUUCAUCCCAUGACUAAAAAGGAUCUCGAGACUCUCAGUGAAGCUGUGAGGACCGAAAACUACCGCAUGCACGCUCUGGAUGCUCAACGAAAAGGCAAUCCUGUUUUUACAAGUUUGAGUAAUCAACCGUCAAACUAUCUCGAGUUGAAUAAGGAGGACCUUGAUUGGGAUCGCAUCGCAGAGAAGGUUUCUUCAUCAUCCAUGUAUACGCGUACACCAAGAGAGUGUGAAAUACGUUGGCUGGGUGAUCAACAUCCAUGUUUCAAUCAUGGUCCUUGGACACAAGAUGAAAUCACCAAACUCAAAGGGCUUGUCGCCGAAUACGGGGAUGAGCAAGUGGAUUGGGAGGCUGUGGUAGAUAAACUCGGGACCCACCGAACGCCGUUGGAUUGCAUGGUGCACGGCACGACGCGAAAAAUUCAUUUGUGGACACCGGAUUCUGACGAACGUUUAUUGAAAGCUGUUGCUACUUUCGGUCACGAUAACUGGUCUGUAGGCAUGUUUGCCUGUCAAGUCUCAGAAGAUGCUACCCCUGGCCAGUGCCAGAACCGCUAUCAACGCACUCUGAACCCCGCUCUGAAGCACAAAGCAUGGUCUGAUGAUGAGGACUCGCGCCUACGUCUCGCAGUUCAAGCGCACGGUACUUCCUGGGUGAAUGUCGCAUCCGCCAUCCCAGGUCGUCAUAACGAUCAGUGUCGCGAUCGUUGGAACGAUACCAUUAACCCUGCAAUAACCAAGGGGAGGUGGACCGAAGAAGAAGACCAAGAUCUCUUGGCUACAGUGCGGCAACUCGGGACUUCGAGCUGGAAGGAGAUCAGUAAUCGACUGGGCAGCGGGCGCACCGAUAGCAUGGUAACAUUCACUACUUCAGACCCAUGUUUCUUUUUCAUUUAUUUUGCUUUAGUGUCGAAACAGGUAUAA